Pararge aegeria (speckled wood butterfly) is the source of this 785-nucleotide messenger RNA. RefSeq names its product chorion class B protein PC10-like. Gene Ontology annotation, cellular component: egg chorion. Gene Ontology annotation, biological process: chorion-containing eggshell formation; multicellular organism development. The transcript has 2 exons. Gene Ontology annotation, molecular function: structural constituent of egg chorion. Lineage: Eukaryota; Metazoa; Arthropoda; Insecta; Lepidoptera; Nymphalidae. Bases 67 to 678 code for a protein of 203 amino acids. The record is from RefSeq and is a predicted model, not a curated record.
AAGAACACAUUCAAAAAAUACACUUGUUGCAAAAACUACUUAUAACUAACUAUAUUAUUAUUAACAAUGGUAUCUAAAGUAGUUCUUCUAUUCUGCGCUCAGGCACUUAUCGCCCAAUGCAUCUCCAGCCAAUGUAUCGGAAAUGGAUACGGAAUUGCUGAUGGUUCUGCCUGGGGCCCAGCUGGUAUCACUGGUUCUUGGGGUGCUCCUUACAUCAAUGAAGCUCCUAUAGCUGCCUCCUGGGCUGCCGCUCCAUGUGCCGCUACUCCAUAUGCGACUGCCGAAUGGGCCACUGGUUUUGCACCUGUUGCUUCCAACGGAGGAGGCUUCACAAUAAAAAGUGCUUCCCCUAUUGCGGUCACCGGAAUAUCCAUGACAUCUGAAAACGCGUACGAAGGUCCGUUAUCCGUGGCUGGUGCUGUACCAUUCUUAGCAGCUGUUGCUCUGGAAGGCGCUCUGCCAACCGCUGGUUCUGGAGCCAUCACUUACGGCUGCGGCAGCGGAAACGUGGCCAUGCUUAGCGAGGGUAUCAAUGCUGGGCCUUUCGGCUACGGCGCUGGAGUCACUGGCGAGCUAGGCUACGGCUACGGACCUAUUGGCUAUGAAGCCGGUAUCACCGGACCUGGAUACGGGUACGGUUAUAACAGAGGUUGUGGUUGUAGUGGAGCCAUUUAUUAAAAUAUAUAAAGUUAUAAUCAUUCCUUUUAGAAGGCAAUUAUAUUAAUUAUUUUUUGUUGAGUUACUCUUUUUGUGUAAAAAAAAAUAAAUAAUAUUUGGUUACCACA